Molecule: messenger RNA, 1179 nt
Organism: Oppia nitens
Lineage: Eukaryota; Metazoa; Arthropoda; Arachnida; Sarcoptiformes; Oppiidae
Exons: 3
Coding region: 34-1179 (381 amino acids)
Source: RefSeq, a predicted model, not a curated record
UUUUAUUGUUUUUUAUGAAAUAAGUGUUACAAUAUGUUUCAAAUUCACAAAUAUUUGUUUCAAUUAAGAUAUUUACCUUUGAUAUCGCUGUCGACCACCUAUUAUUAUCGGUACCAUAGAGGCCAACAUCAUCAACGAAUGUCCAGUAAAUUGUGGUCACAAUUUGCUGCAUUGAGGACAACCCAUCUUUCAAACGGACAGACAGUAGAGCCAUUCACUCGGGACUGGUUUAUGCCAUACGUCGCCAUUAAAGCCAAUCUUUCUGAUGCUAUCACUGGCAGCCAAACUAAUAGCACAUCUGUAGACUUCUUGUGUUCGGGUUUUCUAUACAAUUCGAUUGGUUUGAUUUUAGCCGAUAACGACAAAUUCUCGUUUCAAACACUGGUUACGGUCUGCUUUGCCGACGGCAGCGAAGCUCCCGGUCGUGUUGUGACCCGACGGGACGACAUUAGACUGGCCAUCAUUAAGCUGGACGGCCAACGAACAGAUUGGCCGUGCGUUCGGUCUCGCAAUAUCGACAUCGAUCCAUUACAACCGGCCGAAACUGUCUACACAGUGAGCUCAAGGAUCGGAAAUCCUAAUCUAAUGGAAGGUUAUGUAGUGUCAGCCGAACGUUUAAGGACUGAACUACUUGGCGAUCAGAUCCCCUACAAUAUUGAUCUCACACAAAAACUCAUCCAACACACGGCAUUUGUCCAUAAAUUGGAUGUCGUAACGGCUUUAGUGGACACCGAUGGCUUACUAGUCGGCAUUAAUAUCAUAUAUUUUCAGACCACUAUCAACGUGGCUAUGUCCAUCACUAACAUUAUAAAAUUUGUGUUACACUUUGGCAACGCUGUCUCACUAAACGCAUACGGAGUGCUAACCUAUUGGUACGAUCCGUCCAAAUUGAUUAAGUUUAUUCAAUGGGGUGUUCCCGUCAAUAAACUACCCAAUUAUGCCGGUGUACUCGUCUAUCGUGUCUUUUGUAAUCCUGGUGCCAUUGAUGUGAAACAAUACGAUUUGAUAACACAUGCAAACUGUCACCGAUUGAACUCAUGGGACGACUGGUUAGCCGCUGUCGAGUGUGGCACCGAUUUAUUGGUUUCGGUCAAUGAGGACAACUAUCACAGUCAACAGUUACAUCUAUUGCCUAGAAGACCGCUAAACGAUUUAUUUGAACUAACGUUUGCCAUCUAA